Messenger RNA from Coffea eugenioides, 2137 nucleotides. Its product is annotated as 5'-nucleotidase SurE. NCBI's taxonomy places the organism in Eukaryota, Viridiplantae, Streptophyta, Magnoliopsida, Gentianales, Rubiaceae. The transcript has 10 exons. Gene Ontology annotation, molecular function: nucleotidase activity. The coding region runs from base 467 to 1687 and encodes 406 amino acids. The record is from RefSeq and is a predicted model, not a curated record.
UUUAAGCUUUGGCAUUUAGCUUCAGCUUCGUUCAGCCUCCGUCUCCUCUUUCUUCAUUCCUCUUCUCAUGGCUGCCAGUUUUUGCUGCCCAUUCAGCAAACAAUUGGUCCAACUCCUCCUCCUGUAAUUUACUCCCUUUCUCUCUCAUCCUGUUCAUACUUGCAACUGUUCAUACACAAGCAUUUCUGUAUAUAUUAUAUAUAUAUAUAUAUAUAUAUAUAAAACAUAACGCCGUUGGAAUCGGUCCAUCCAUUCGAUUCCCCCCAUACAUACUUGAGCUGUCUUUUGUUCUCUCUCCUUCUCUUUAUUACUCUUCCUUUUCCCCUUUUCUCUCUCUCUCUCUCUCUCUUGCUUUCUCACGUAAUUUCUCUAUCUAGGGUUGUGAAUCCCUUUUUUUUUUUUUUGAUAAUAAUAAUCAUCAUCAUCAUCAGAAUUCCCUCCCCGAAUAGCCCUUUUCGUUCCAGAAAUGACGACGACGUCGUCCGCGGUGAAGAACAGCAGCAACAACUUUUUGCCACCUGGGCUGGUGUCCAAUUUGCAGGAGGUGCUCCUUAAGAGAAAGGGUGCGGAUGACCCGGACCCACAAUCACAGUCCUCCUCUGCCGCCAAACCACCCACUGUCAACGAUGAAUCGGCGGAACCUUCUUCGUCGUCUGCUUCCAAUUCCGGCCGGGUUGAUGACCAGCCUGAUUCAGAUACCUCUAAACCGGUCAUUUUGGUCACCAAUGGUGAUGGGAUUGAAUCCCCUGGCCUUACCCAUUUGGUUCAAGCUCUUGUUUGUCUAGGCCGUUACAAUGUCCACGUUUGUGCCCCUCAAUCGGAUAAAUCUGCCUCCGGUCAUUCGUUGACUAUGAGAGAGACUAUUUCUGUUAGUUUAGCUGAAAUUGAUGGUGCCACCGCAUACGAAGUUUCUGGGACUCCUGCCGAUUGUGUUUCUUUGGCUUUAUCUGGGGCUUUAUUUUCUUGGACAAAGCCUUUGCUGGUAAUUAGCGGAAUCAACAGGGGUUCAAGUUGUGGCCACCACAUGCUUUACUCAGGUGUUGUUGCUGGAGCUCGAGAAGCACUGAUUAGUGGUGUGCCAUCUUUAUCGAUAUCAUUGAAUUGGAAGAAGGAUCAAAGUCAGGACAAUGAUUUCAAGGAUGCUGUUACUGCCUGUAUGCCAGUACUAGAAGCAGCUCUUGGAGACAUAGAGAAGGGAGUUUUUCCAAGGGACUGCUCUUUCCACAUAGAAGUUCCGACAUCUCCUUUGGCAAACAAGGGGUUCAAAUUGGCAAAACAAAGUCGCUGGAGGUCUACACUUAAUUGGCAAGCAGUUUCAUCAAAUAGGCAUCCAUCUUCUGGACGUUUCAUGUCCAAUCAACAGAUCUUGGGUAUGCAGCUUGCUCAACUCAGCCGGGAUGCUUCUGCUGCUGGUGCUGCUCGCCGUUUGGGCACACAGAAGAAGAACGUUGAGGUGGUUGAAUCAGUUGGUGUUGCCGGGAAAUCUGAUUCGAAUCGGACUAUGAGAUAUUUCAGGCUGGAGUUCCUCGAUAAAGAUCAGGGAGGAGAAGAUGAGGAUCUGGACUUCAGAGCGCUUGAAAAUGGCUUCAUAGCCAUCACUCCUGUAUUUCCUCAAUCGCAAGUAGAGUCGGAAACUCAAGUAGCUGCUUCUGAUUGGGUUUCCAGAGCACUGAAAGUUGGCCAGUGAAGUUUACUUAAAGUCGACAGCAUUAGUGGGAUUUUGUAUAUCGGAAGACGAUGCCGCUUUAGUCGUCAUGCAACUUGCUCUGUGGUUUCGACCUGAAUUUUGUUCUAAAUUUUUAUUUUGUCUCAUAUUUUUGAUAGGUUCUUCUGGAACCAAGUUUCUUAGUCCAUUUGUUUGUCUUGUGGAGCGGAUGGCUUCCUGUGUUGAUUGAUACAGCUGGCACAGCUGAAGUGCCUGUUGUCAGCUUGUAUCUUUAUCACACUACUGUAAAAGUCGCAUUGUAGGUUUUCUUUCUUUCUCUCUCAAUUUCUUCUUUUCCCCUCUAAAAUUUUAAGGUGAGGAAGGAGAGUUGGUUUAUUGUAUUGUAAUUGUGGUAGCACAAUGUAACUGCAAACAGUCAGGUUCGAAUGAUCGUACCCUUAAUUUAUUUGGUUUAGUGUUGUUUACUUGGAU